This is a messenger RNA of Bemisia tabaci, 1301 nucleotides long. The record is from RefSeq and is a predicted model, not a curated record. Lineage: Eukaryota; Metazoa; Arthropoda; Insecta; Hemiptera; Aleyrodidae.
GUCGAGCAGCUGGAAACAUUAAUUCAAAUGCUUAUAUGGUCUAAAUGUCCUACAUUUCACUUUAUUCACAUUUGAGCCUGCUUGCUUAGAAAAUAAUUAUCCUCUACGUAGAGCCACAAUUCCGUGAGUGAUGGAUAUUCAGGAAGAAUUCGAGAGAAACUUACGGACUCUCACGGAGGAAAUUAAACGAAAAGCAAACCAUGCGGACUACGAGGAUAAACCGGUCAAAAAGAAAACCAUAAUGAAGAAAAUUGAAGGUGUGAUUCUGGAUGUAGUUGAAUCAGUUCAAAAAGGAAAACCUCUCAGACUCGAUGUAAAAAAUUUCCGAGAUUGGGACAACUGCACUUACGCAGACAGAUUGAUUUUGAAGCCAGAUAAAGAGGUAACCACAUGCAAAGUUGUGUUUGACUCAGAACGAAGUCAACGAAAAUACACGAUUAUCGUCCAUUUGCUCUCUAAGAUUUAUCAGAUGCUUAAUCAAGGACUGACAAGUACACGCCGGGAGCUAUACUACAAGGAUGUUGAAUUGCUGCAAAGCCAGGAUAUAGUCGAUGAAGCAAUUAAAAUAAUAUGUUGUCUUCUCAACACACCACCCUGGCAAUUAGGAGUUUUUGGGACAUCAAAAGGUCUGGUAGCUGGACAUCUAGUCUUGCAGACUAAUACUAAAGAUACUAUUGACUGCCUGAGUCCAGGAGGUGUACUCAUACCUCAAGAUGUACUAUCAUUGAAACCUGUUUCAAAGGCAAAAUUCAUCCUGAUAGUGGAAAAAGAUGCAACUUUCCAAACGCUUUUAGAUGAAAAAAUUUUGGACCGCUACAAAUUAAUUUUAAUCACUGGGAAGGGAUUUCCUGAUUUGAAUACACGCUUGUUGGUGCGGCUUCUAACAAACACCUUGAAGAUUCCAGUCUUUAUGAUUGCCGAUGCUGAUCCACAUGGGAUGGAAAUUAUGUGUGUCUACCGCUAUGGCUCACUUACUAUGUCUGAACACGCGCAAAUGCUGGCAGUACCAGAAAUUCACUGGUUAGGAGUUCAUCCAUCUGAUAUUGAAAUAUUACACCUGACAAAAAUUCCAUUUACUACAGCAGAUGAAGACAAACUCAACAGCUUGGCCAGUCGUGUGUAUACCUUGGCAAACACAAAACUUGUAAAAGAGAUUAGUAUAUUAAAAAAACUCAACAGCAAAGCAGAGAUUGAAUCAGUGUCCAGCCUUGCAAAAAAUAACUUGACCAAUUUUUACAUAGAAUUCAAGAUAGCUGCCAACCAGCUGAUUUGAUUAAAAAUAUACAUUUUAUUCCAUAGUA